Molecule: messenger RNA, 3327 nt
Organism: Fibroporia radiculosa
Lineage: Eukaryota; Fungi; Basidiomycota; Agaricomycetes; Polyporales; Fibroporiaceae
Exons: 9
Coding region: 1-3327 (1108 amino acids)
Cellular component (GO): Sin3-type complex
Source: RefSeq, a predicted model, not a curated record
AUGAAGCCCUCCGACCGGUCCACAUCUCGGCUCACCAUCCCUUCCCCCAGCUAUGUUCCUCAAGCAGGCAGCCGCAGUCGCAACGGCUUUGCCUCCGCCUCUGGCUACCUGAGCUCGCCCUCUGCUUCGCCGCUGGUUGCUCGCUCAUACUCCCAGCUCAGCUCGCCGCUUUCCCCCAGUCCCCGGUCGCAGCCUCCGACCCCACUCGAGAUGCCCCGGGAGUUUGUCGAGAAUACCCCUGAGGCUAGCACGAAGCGGCUGCUCAUGCCCACCGUUCGUGCGGUUCGGAACCCCUCUUCUCCGCGCAUAUCCCAGUACAGAUCAUCCCCAUCGAAGAUUCCCCGGUCGCGCGCGGGGUCUGUGUCCAACCCUAUGCUGGUCGACUUGACCGACCGUGCAGCGCCUCCGGGGUGCCCAGCGGAUUGGAUUGGCGGUGGCUGUAAGUUUGAUGUCGUCGAAGACUUGGUUGAGUUGGAAGGAUACCAAAUAUACGCGGUUGAGAAGUGGGUUGUUGAACGCCGAAGACCUGUCAUAGUCUUGACCGUCUUUACAGGUGAUUCAAAGCACAAGAUUACGGUCACUGCAUUUAGCCCUUCGCCUUCAAGUCCAGAAGAGGCACAAUCCGAAUGGGACAUCGCCAUGCGAACCCUCCGCAGUGACGGUGCUCGUCCCAAAGAGGUGGGUCCCCUUGAUGCUUCUCUGCGCUACAAUGUAACAGAGGCGCACUGUGCUUCGCAGACCGGAAAGGGUGUACUCAUGGUUACUUCCCUAGCCAACUUCCGCUCGGAUUAUACCAUCGUGCAUAUACCACGAGGCAAUUUUCUUGAAGUACGGGAGCAGUUGUACACGAAUAUAAACCUCCUGCGCAUGGGAUGUAGUGGGCGCAGUGCUCUUACUCUAGAAGAACCGAGUGAUACAACAAAGGACCGGUUUGUUCUUAUGUAUCAUGUACCUGAUAAGGCGGUCGUGCGUUCUGGUGGUUCCUUUAAUGCAACAGUACUGGAGCUCGUCAAACUCAUACAAGCAGCACUGGCUAUUUUUGACAUGUUUGACCUCGUCCCAGAGGAACGCAAUGGUCUACUGUGCGACGUAACAUCUGAGGGUAUCAAGCGAUGGGUCACGGAUGUUGGAGAGCCCUGCAUGAAAGUUGAACACAUGGAACGCGUAGCAGAUCCGACACUUGUGGCUGCACUGCUUAGUCUGAUUAUGACCAUCCGCAACAAGCUGCAUGCUCUUGGACAUUAUGUUCCCAAGGAUCCUUUCUUGGACCCUCAGGGUUUCACUCGAGCUCUUGCCGCUUGUCAAAUGGCAAAGCCUCACGGGCCCAAUCUUGCACUAACGCCUUCUCCACGCGCGUCUUCACCUCCUGCUCGAAAUCCUAGUCCCAACCCUACUUCCACAAUCCCGUCCUCCAACCCUUCCCCUUUGCCACCUACCGUCUAUCUUUCUCACCAGUUUGUGGAAUCCAUUCAAUCUGCAUAUGAGAAGAAGACGCGUCAAACUGAGCCGUACAAAGUCCACCGGGUGCUGAUCAACAAGCUCGAUGAUCUAGCUUCCGAUCUGCGUACAGGCACGAGCACUGGCUCUGACGCAGAAGGCGGAGGAAGCGCUGCUGCAAGCGUCCUCAAUCCCACCGCUGACCUGGGUGCAUUUGUGAGAGUCGUCGUCGGCAAUUCGAGGGAUGCUCCACACAGUUUACGUUAUUUGUGGACCGGACGAUUAGAGGAGACAGACAAGAAGAGACGCGAGAAAGAGGCUUUGUGGAGUGACACUGAGCGGGAUCGGGAGGAGCGGGAUCGGGAGAGAGACGGGGAGAAAGAUGGCAGAGGGCGUGACAUCUGGGAUAAGGGUUGGAGAGAGAAAGGGAAAGAUAGGGAUGAGUUAAGUCGUGAAAGAGAAGUCAGGUCCUCAGGUGACGAGAGUGAAUCACUAAAGCCAUGGUCGGGCAGAGUCCAACGCAAGAUCGAGAGCUGGGCGGCCUUAGGACGGGGAAAGAAGCUUAGCGUUGACUUUGGCGCGCUAGGAAAGACGCUACUGGAUUCACCCCACCGAGGAGGCCAUUCCGAACAGUCCGGCCCCUCGUCUACGGUGCCUUCGGUAAGAAUCUCCGGAGACCCAGACGAAGACGAUGGUGUAUUGAGUAGCGGUCAAGUGUCUCCCAUUUACGAAUCAUCAACGCCCAUGAUGCUCGGCAUUGGAUCUUGGACCUCUGCGCAUCGGUCCACCAGCGAAUUGUCCGACUAUGAUCGCCGCGUCAUCGAGUUCAACAAGAAACGUCCUUCAAUGCGGCCCUACUACCAGUCACGCAUUGUUAGCUGGUCUGAUCCCCUUAGUGCGAAAGAGAUUGUCGACAAGAGCGACAGCAUGGACGAUAUGGACACACCCAGAGUUCCCAAUGCUACUACUUACGCGCGCAAGGAUGACGAUUUCUUCAGUGAGAUCGAGGUAGGUGGUUAUAUGCGAAGGCAAGAUGCCACAUUUGGUCGACCGCGGAGCCGUAGCUUUGAGGCGCCAGCAAGGCUCAAAGACUUGCGGGUGCUUCCUGCUGAGUGGAUGCGCAUCGACGUCGAGCUCUGUGGCCAGCUUCUUAUCCUGCAUCGACGUGAAGAACACCUGAAGAACGUAGUUGCCUGUCUCUCUGCUCUUGCCGACCGUGUGUCGCACACCAACACGAAGCUUCGAACGGACCACGAAGCCGCUCGCCCAGCGCUCGAGGGGCUGCGUGAGCAAGCACAUAUUUUACAACGUGUAGAGAUGGCCCGCGCUCGCACGGAUGCCCUUACACAGGAGACGCAGGCCCUUGCGUAUGAAUCUGCGCAGUACCUCGUUGAAGACCUAUGGCAUAUGGCCGUGCAGCCGCGCCGGCGGGUGAUUGCGCUUCGUGAACAAGUGUUCAGUACAGGCCGUCGGAUCUCUCCUCUCAGUCGUGGUGCCCGUGGGCGGUUCAGCCGGGUGCAAUGGACCUUGGACGGGAGAGAGCGUCUUGUCGAUGCGCUGGGGCGGACCGAGAGUGAAGCGGAGGAAGAGGAAUGGUUACCAUUCGCCGCCAGCGUCGACGAUGACUCAGAUACGGAAGAAGUGGACGAGGCGGAACACAAGUCCCUCAGGCCAACAUGGCUACUGAGAUUCUUCAAUUACUGGGGAACGAAGUGGGGUGCGUUGAGGGAUCCUGGUAAAGGAGAACUACUUGCUAAGGACAACUGCGAAGCCGAAAGAUCUAGAGAGGACACACCUGAGCGCGGAUUCAGUACAUCUCUACCCGAAUCGCCACCUAUUGCGGCACGGAUACGACAAUCCGGCAAGGAUGCUCAUACCACGAUGUCAUGA